Symbiodinium pilosum is the source of this 711-nucleotide messenger RNA. Lineage: Eukaryota; Dinophyceae; Suessiales; Symbiodiniaceae. The record is from the annotation of a GenBank genome assembly.
AUGACAGAAUGGCAUCCACCGGCGCCAGCAAGUACUGGCAGAUUGGGCCCUCUGCGUGCCAUUCUGACUGGACAGGCCAGCACACCAGCUACGCUCGUGAUUGAUCUCUUCACGAGGACGGGGGAAUUCGCGGAAGCUUUUCUGAAGCAGCGGAAGAACCGGUCCCACACCUUCUUCCUCGGGUUCUGUGAAAGCCAGACAGAGGCGACCUAUGUGGAGACCGUGCUUCGCAGCACGUUGGCAGAGGGCUACCUUGCAGGUGGACCAAUGCCUGCUGGCGAUUCCAUUCCUUGCAAAGUGCCCGAGGACAUCUUAGAGGCCAUCCCAGCAACGCCUGCCAUGAACCUGCUCGUUACUAAGGACGAGAAGCUCUACUCGCCUGUGGCCCUGGUCAAGGAAUGGCAGAGUCACCCGCUUGCGAAGGACUUCCAGCUGUGGCUUGACGAGUUCCUGGCAGCAGGCUACGAGAUCGUGGAUCCAAAUCAGACUCCGGCCGAGGAGACCAAGGACGACGUCCAGGGCCAGACUCAGAAUAAGCGCAAGAGAGAAGGUGAAUCGGCGGCGACCGGCACCAAGAAGAUCAAAAUUGAUGCCGGGCCUGUCCUCGAUUCCGACAAGAUCAGUGGCGCCAUCCUCUUCGAGGUCAAAGUGACCCUUUUCAAGGACAUCUACGCGAACCUGCAGAUUCGUGCCCAGUCCGAAGUCUGGCUG